This is a messenger RNA of Staurois parvus, 391 nucleotides long. NCBI's taxonomy places the organism in Eukaryota, Metazoa, Chordata, Amphibia, Anura, Ranidae. The record is from the annotation of a GenBank genome assembly.
UUGAUUGUAUACACCUGUGUCCAUGGAGGGGAUUGGAACACAUGAAUCACAUGAUAUGGAGGGGAUUGGAACACCUGAAUCACAUGAUUGGGAGGGGAUUGGAGCACCUGAAUCACAUGAUAUGGAGGGGAUUGGAGCACCUGAAUCACAUGAUUGGGAGGGGAUUGGAACACCUGAAUCACAUGAUAUGGAGGGGAUUGGAACACCUGAAUCACAUGAUAUGGAGGGGAUUGGAACACCUGAAUCACAUGAUAUGGAGGGGAUUGGAACACCUAAAUCAUGGGAUAUGGAGGGGAUUAGAACACCUGAAUCACAUGAUAUGGAGGAGAUUGGAACACCUGAAUCACAUGAUUUGGAGGGCAGGCCCCAAAUUUUUGGAAAUAAAGUGUAU